Messenger RNA from Anguilla rostrata (American eel), 3025 nucleotides. RefSeq names its product paxillin-like. The transcript is spliced from 11 exons. Lineage: Eukaryota; Metazoa; Chordata; Actinopteri; Anguilliformes; Anguillidae. Bases 613 to 2169 code for a protein of 518 amino acids. The record is from RefSeq and is a predicted model, not a curated record. Gene Ontology annotation, biological process: transforming growth factor beta receptor signaling pathway; substrate adhesion-dependent cell spreading; endothelial cell migration.
ACCUGAAUAGCCUAUUUGUUUAAACCAUAUACGCACAAAGUUAGAAUGGUUUCGUCUUCAGCAACAGCAUGUGCACUCUUUUAAAGGGUCGAUUCGUGACGCGUUCUUUUUCUGUAAGUGACUAGGCUAUGGUACGGAAGCCUGUUUCUAUUUUGAGGACGUAACUAAUUCUGGAGUCUGAAAUAUCGUUUUACCCGGUAAAUCACUUCCGUGACGCCGUUUCCAAUCUGGGAAAACACACUGUGUUUCAUAUAAUGCCUUUCUUCAUGUAUUGAAUGACUGUAGAAGUUGUGAAUUUAUUUUGAACCCACUUUAAGCGGCUAAUUGUAUAGCAGCUUUUAUUUAAGUUUUAAUGUAGCCUUCGCCCGCUGGAGGUCACUGUUUUAUGAAGGCUGUUUCUUCUGCACGAGAAAGCAAGGGGAAAAGAAUUGUAGGAGGCGAGCGGCGCCCCCCCGAAGAACGUCUCCGCUGCGCUGCUUGUACUGAACAAUUUGAAACUUCUGUGUGGAGCGUAGCGAGGAGCGCCGGGAAUCGAAAAGGAAGCCCUGGACUCAGGGGAAACAGAACCACUCGAUAACGGUCCAGCUCGGCUUACUACCGAAUCCUGGCACCAUGGACGACCUAGACGCUCUGCUGGCGGACUUGGAGUCCACGACAUCCCACAUCUCCAAGCGGCCGCUGUUUCUGGCUGAGGAGUCGUACUCCUACCCCACGGGACACGCCCCUCAGGAGAUCUCCGUCCCGCCCCCAGUGCCUCCGCCCCCCUCCGCUGAAGCCCUGAACGGCACGGUGCUAGACCCCCCCGAAUCACAGAACUCCUCCCAGCAGAAGGGGUGGUCCCAGGACAGCAACAGCCCCCCUCCAAACAAGAGCGAAGAGGAGCACGUGUAUAGUUUGCCGGUGAAGCUGAAAGCAGACCCUGCAGUGAGCGGCUGGGAGAUGGGAGACAACCUGUCAGAGCUGGACCGCCUGCUCCAGGAGCUGAGCGCCGUUCAACAAGCUCCGGCCUCAUUCGCCACCGAGGUGAAAGCCGCUCCCCCUGUGCCCUCCAGCAGCACCACAGACUUCAUUCAGGAGAACGGGGUGUCAGCCGCCAGCGGGUGCCCCGUUCCCAAGGAGACGGCCAGCCGGGCCGGCGUGCGCAGCAUCGAGGACGUGCGCCCGAGCGUGGAGAGCCUACUGAACGAGCUGGAGAGCUCCGUGCCCAAUCCUGUCCCCGCCCAUGCUGAGUUGACAGGCGGGCUGGAGGAAACGCCCAGCCAGCAGCAGGCCCGAAUCUCAGCCUCCUCCGCCACUCGUGAGCUGGAUGAGCUCAUGGCCUCCCUGUCUGACUUUAAGAUCAUGUCCCAGGGAAAGGUGUCAUCGCCCCCGGGGACCAGUCAGGGGAACAAGCUGGACAACAUGCUGGGAAGCCUGCAGUCCGACCUCAACCGGCUGGGUGUGCAGACCGUGGCCAAGGGCGUGUGUGGGGCCUGCCGCAAGCCCAUCGUAGGACAGGUCGUGACAGCGAUGGGGCGCACCUGGCACCCGGAGCAUUUUGUGUGCACACACUGCCAGGAGGAGAUCGGCUCUCGCAAUUUCUUUGAGCGCGACGGGCAGCCAUACUGUGAGAAGGACUACCACAACUUGUACUCCCCACGCUGCCACUACUGCAAUGGGCCUAUACUGGACAAAGUGGUGACAGCUCUGGACAAGACUUGGCACCCGGACCACUUCUUCUGCGCACAGUGUGGGGCGUUCUUCGGCCCGGAGGGUUUCCAUGAGAAGGACGGCAAGGCGUACUGCCGGAAGGAUUACUUUGACAUGUUUGCGCCCAAAUGUGGCGGCUGUGUCCGUGCCAUCCUGGAGAACUACAUCUCCGCCCUCAACUCACUCUGGCACCCCGAGUGCUUCGUCUGCAGGGAGUGCUUCACCCCCUUUGUGAACGGCAGCUUCUUCGAGCACGACGGGCAGCCCUACUGCGAGGUGCACUACCACGAGCGCCGCGGCUCGCUCUGCUCCGGCUGCCAGAAGCCCAUCACCGGCCGCUGCAUCACCGCCAUGGCCAAGAAGUUCCACCCCGAGCACUUCGUCUGCGCCUUCUGCCUCAAGCAGCUCAACAAGGGCACCUUCAAGGAGCAGAACGACAAGCCCUACUGCCAGAGCUGCUUCGUCAAGCUCUUCAGCUAGGGAGAGAGAGAGAGAGAGAGAGAGAGAGAGAGAGAGAGUGUGUGUGUGUGUGUGUGUAUAAGUGUGAGUAUGUGUGAGUGUGUGUGUGUGUGCGCGUGUAUGCGUGUGUGUGUCAGUGUGUGAGAGUGUGAGAGUGUGUCAGUGUGUGUGACUGUGUGUGUGCAUGUGUGAGUGUGUGAGUGUGACUGUGAAUGCGCGUGUGUGUGUGUGUGUGGGUUUCAGCAUGCAUCCACUCUGUUUCUAUGUGUGAGUGUGUGUGCAGGUGUAAGUGUGUGAGUGUGUGUGUCAGUGAGAGAGUGUGUCAGUGUGUGUCUGUGUGACUGUGUGAGUGUGGGCCUGCCCGCAUGUAUGUGUGUACAUCUGUGUGAGAUAGAUUGUGUGUGUUUGCAUGUCUCUACCGAGAUGGGUCGAUUUUAACUAAAUCACAGGUUGAGUUUUUUGUUUUUUUGUGAAUGAGGAUUCCACAGCACCCUCUGCUGGUUGCCUGGUGUUGGGCAGGAAUCUGUGGGGUCGCUGCAUUUCAGGGCAGGCUUGUCAAAGCAGGAUUCUUAAAGAAAGCUUGGAGACAGCAUGUUUAAAAAAAAAAUAUUCAUUUAGUUUAGCCUUUGGCAGUGGGAAGGGGGAAAUGUGUGUCUUAUUUUAUGUUGACAGGAGUAUGCGCAUUGGCUGUUUGUGGGGUAUGUGUGUGUCUUUGUGUGAACAGCUCACCUCUGUCUGUGCUGUCUUUAACCUAGCCUCCCCCACGAUGCAACACUGACGGCCCUUGUUGUGGCUAUUUAAGGAUAAGCGUUAAGGUGUGGUGUUGUUGUUUGAGAAGAAGUGUUAAGGCAUGGCGUUACUGUUAGAAAAGAAGUGU